GGAGCUGGCAGCACAAUUUCUGACAAAUGACUAAUGAUACUUAUGACAGUCUUAUCUUCGUUUUUCCAGAAUUCAGAAAUCAGGAAAUUUAGAUAUUUUAUCAAAUAAUCAACCUAAGUAAAACAAUAAAUCGUUUUCUAUUAAGAAGGUAUUUAGUGUGAAUUGUAUGUAUGUAUUGUUAGUGAAAGUGAAUCAACUUUUAUGUUACCUAGUUUAUUACAGAAAAUCAUUUAUUAAUUUACAGAAACGUAUAUUUAUAUAAUAGAAAUAAAACAAAAUAUUUUAAAGCUAAGGAUAAGCCGUAAUACGUGUUCUUUCUGAAUCUUCAAUAUAUCUACUAAUAGCAUAGGUAGUAAUUAUCUUCAGUUUUAUACGCUGUAGUGAAUGAAUUAGCUGCCUUGAGCUGCCUGCUUGUGCUGUUACUUCCUCGCCGAUAAAAUGCAUGGCAGAAUUAAAGUUCGGACAACUGAAGAAGAAAAGGCUAGAAAAGAAAAAGAAAGACAAGAGAAACUUAAAAUAUUUAAACAUGCUAUGCAGAAGAUUUUUAAUAAAAGAAAAGAAGGUGAGCAAGAUGAAGAACAAUUGGAAAUCACUGGACGGGUUCUAUCAUCUAACCCAGACAUCUAUACACUGUGGAACAUCAGACGAGAAAUACUUAUUGUUUUUAGCAAAACUAAAACUGAAGAGGACAUGUCAAAGUCAUACGAUAAUGAAUUAAGUUUAACCGAGUAUUGUCUAAAAAUUAAUCCUAAGUCAUAUUGUGCAUGGCAUCAAAGAGAAUGGGUGCUGUCCACAAGACCUAAUCCUGAUUGGAAGAAAGAACUUGAAUUAUGCAACAUGUAUCUCAAGUAUGAUGAAAGAAACUUUCACACUUGGGAUUAUCGCCGGUUUGUGGUGAGCCAAUGCAAACCAUCAUUGCAAGAAGAAUUCGAUUUCACCACAGAAAAGUUAUAUGACAAUUUCUCAAAUUAUUCAGCUUGGCAUUAUAGAAGCAAAAUGUUAGUUGAAUUAUAUCCAGAUUUAAAAGGCGGCAGACCCAUACAAGAUAACCAUCACAAACAUGAAUUAAAAAUGGUUCAGAGCGCUGCAUUUACGGACCCUGAUGAUACAAGUGCCUGGUUUUAUCAAAGGUGGUUACUGGGCGCAGUGAAGGUCACUAUUCAACUUGUUUCAUGUACUGUCACUCAGUCAAAGUCAACUAUCGCAUUUAGUAGAAAAGUUUCCAAUGAUUAUAUAAAUAGCAAAAUUAAUCUAUACUUUGAUGGUGUGGGUGUAAAUGGUAAAUGGAACCCUUGUUCUGGGCUUGAAUAUGACGAUUUAUGGAUUCUCGAGCACAAUCACGAAGUUACUGAUAAUUUAGAUAUCAAGGUGGAACAUAUUCUUGGUGAUGAAAAGCAGACAAUUAACUGUGCGAAGUAUAAACCUUAUACAUACGUGGGAAAAAAUGAAAUAAGCUUCAAGAACCAAUACUCCGAACCUGUAAUAGAAGAACUAAAUGUGCAACUUGAUUCAUGUCGACAGUUACUAGCCUUAGAACCAGAUAAUAAAUGGACAUUACUAACUACAACUUUCUUCUUGUAUUGUAUUGAUGCAAGUUUGUAUCACAAUGAAAUAAUGGCGAAUUUAGAAACUUUGAAGAAUUUAGACUCUCAAAGGAUUGGAUAUUAUAGUGAUUUAAUAUCAAAAUGGAGUGUUGAACAACAGCUGCCCAAAGAUUACAAGACUGACAGUCUCCAAUAUAAAAUAGAUUUUAGUGAAAAGAUAACGAGUUUACCUCAUUUACAAUAUUAUAAUUUUUAUCAAAUUGUCGAUCUAUCCCAUCAAGCCCUGACAUCAAGAAUAUUACCAACUUUAGUCAAACUCCAACAUUGUAAGGUACUGGAUCUAUCAGGAAACAAUAUAAACACAUUAGAUGGUUUCCCUGAUAUUGAUUUGGAUGAAUUGUAUUUGAAAAACAAUGAUGAAUUAAAUGCGACUGAAAUUGAAAUAUUUAAAGAGAAACACAAAUCUAUGAAAAUAUAUAUUUAAUUCUAAUCUAAUUUAUAUGCAUUAUAGUUACAUAUUUAAAUACAGUAUUUUGUGACAAAUUCUAUAUUCGAAAGUUUUAUAAUGCACAAAUUAUUAUGUACUAUCUCUUCUUGCAUCAUCCCAAGUUAUGCCUUUGUACAACCAGUCUUCAUCAAACUUGAAGAUAGACUUGUUAUUUUUGGUUUUGGCAAAUUUUAUUUUAUUUUCAAUAUUUAAAUAUACCGCCUUUCUGAAGAAAACUCUUCUUGUGAUUGUUUUUGUUGGUACAAUAAUCAAAACCUUACGAUUCAAAGCGGAAGGCUUGAAACCUCCUUUUAAACUCAUUGUCACACUAGUUAUAUCAUGUGGAUUUUCUGGGACAAUCAGUCCCUGAUUGAUGAAAUAGUGACUUCACACUAUGGUAGUCCUGAGAGUACAGGCGCACACGUAAAGCCGAGGUGCCCUACCUGCAGGAUUUAAGGAGGGGAAGUGAGGGAAGAAGAGAAGAGAGGAAGAGUCUCCUUUGAUUGUGUCAAAAAACUAACUAUAUCAACAUAUAUGGCGCAUGCGAAUAGCACAUAAUGCAGUGCGGUUCCGAAUGGUAUCAUUCUGCACUCUUAAAGUCAACCGGCAAGCAAAAAAAAAAAUUUACCAUCUGCCUAUAAAGAUGGUGCAGUCAGUAGUAGUAUUAUUCCUUUCAGUCUUCGAGUUCCUAGGAAUAAGGAGGGCUGCUAAUGUAUUGAAAGACUUACUCACAUUUAUUAAGAUGUGUGACUACUUUUAUUA
Molecule: messenger RNA, 2793 nt
Organism: Pararge aegeria (speckled wood butterfly)
Lineage: Eukaryota; Metazoa; Arthropoda; Insecta; Lepidoptera; Nymphalidae
Gene: RabGGTa
Product: geranylgeranyl transferase type-2 subunit alpha
Exons: 10
Coding region: 439-2028 (529 amino acids)
Biological process (GO): protein geranylgeranylation
Cellular component (GO): Rab-protein geranylgeranyltransferase complex; cytoplasm
Molecular function (GO): Rab geranylgeranyltransferase activity
Source: RefSeq, a predicted model, not a curated record